UGAAUCCCGAAUAAAUGAUAUUUAUAAUAUAAGUUGCAGUCGAAUGUCUAUUGAAAGAUGUCAGCACUACUUAAAUCAAUUUAGUGCUGCCAUCUUGCAGUCACUUGAUUUCGUUCAGUGUAAUCCGCCAUAUUGGUUAUAAAUGAGUGACCUCCGGAAAUCAGUGUAUCGUUUUCUGUAAAAUUCGUGUCAUCGAGGCAGUGUGUGUACUUAGAAUCAUGGCCGUGGUAUCACUGGAUAGAUUUAGAAAGCAGCUACUUGAGACGUGCCUAAGCUACCAGAUGCUUCCUUCUUCUGAAAAGAGAUAUGCAUUUGGACUUUUGAUAAAUGUUGCAAAUUAUUUGGAGGGCCUGUUGACCAUUGAAGACCCCAUAGACACAUCAGGUAUUGCAACAGAGAAUAUUGAACAUACUGCCGAUUCUUUGAAUGAAUUUGCAUUUACUGUUGGGAGAUUCCUUGAAUUAACAACACAUGCAGUGGAAGAGAUAUAUAAAUCUGUCAAUUCUGAAAAUUGGUGUAUGCCUCAGGAAAAAUUACCACCAGAGAAACUAAGUCUGAUUAAGACUGAAUCUGAAGUUAGAGAGGAUGACUCUGAAAUAAUAAAUGAUGAGGGCACCAAGCUAAAUGUAGCCUCGGUACUCCAUGAAUCAAGUAGAGUUGAUACUAAGACAGCAAACUCAGUAUUAUGUGAUAACAAACUACAUGAGUCUGCUCUGACCUCAACAAGGAGAAAACGAGGUCGUCCAAGAAAAUCAGAACAAUUCAUAAAAUCGUCUAAUUCUUAUGAUGAUACACCAGUUGAGAAAAAAGUUAAACCUGGAGAGACUAAUCCAGUGCAUGACUAUGAUGAUGCAAUUGAAAUGGCAGAGGAGGCAGAUGGACUUGGUACUACAGAUGAUAAUGAUGAUGUGGACUAUGAACCGAAUGAAGAUAUCGAAGAACUUAAUCUAUCUGAAGAUGAGACUGAUGCCACAAAUGAUCCAGAUGAUGUUAAAUCAGUUGAAAAUUCCAACAGCAAUGUACCUCCUUCAAGUCAAUUAGUUGAUCAGAUGCAAAAAUCUGUUGGGAUUUACAAGCGAACCUCAUCUAAGAAGAAAAGACUUGGACCACAUAUGUGUAAACAUUGCGGGGAAUCAUUCAAACAUGGCCGACCAUUCAACCGCCAUCUGAUAGCAGACCAUGGUAUGUGUGAAAUGUCCUGCCGUAAAUGCAGAGUCACAUUCCACAAUAGGGCUGAAUUUGACCACCAUAAGUGUAAAAGAGCAAGGACACAAAUAUGUACUAAAUGUAAAAAGGAACUCCCAAACAGGAAAAGACUGGCUCUACACAUGCAGCUGAAACACGGUAUUAAACUACAAAUCAAAAUCCACAAAUGUGAAUUUUGCGAUCGAUCCUAUCAAGGUAAAGAGAGUUUGUACAUCCAUUUAAGAACACAUGCAGCUGAUAAACAAGUCUGCCUCAGAUGUGGCCACUUUUGCGACACUGCAGAACAAUUAGACGAACAUUUUGAGACAGUUCAUCGAAAAGACUGCAAAUUCCAUUGCAAAACGUGUGACAAAUAUUUCAACUUUGAGCAACAGUACAACCAGCACAUGAAGUGUCACGAGAGACACAAAUGUCUUGUUUGCAAUAUGACAUUCCCACGAAGUAAACUGCUCUGCCGUCACAGUAGGAUCAGUCAUGGGGUGAAGUUACCAGAAGAUGGCAAGAGUAAGGAGCAUACAUGUGAAGAAUGUGGUAAAAUGUUUCGCAGGCCUGGUCUACUAUCCAUCCAUAUGAGAAUCCAUACAGGAGAAAAGCCCAUAGAAUGUGGAACAUGUCAUCUGUUUUUUCGCACAAUGAAGGCAUUGCGCAAGCAUGAACAAACAAACACUCAUGCAAUCCGGACAGGAGAUAUUAAGAAGGAAUUUAAAAGGGAUCAUCUCUGUCAGUUGUGUGGCAACUCUUAUUUAAGGAAACAAGCCCUUGUAAGGCACAUGAAAGCAAUCCACACAGAUAAGAAGCCUCAUCAAUGCCCUCAUUGUACAUACUCUGCUGUUGAGGCCACUGCACUACGUCUACACAUGGCACGACAUUUCGCCUCCAGGGAAUGGGUGUGUGAGACAUGCGGUGCCGGGUUUCAUACCAAGAAAAGCCUUCAGACGCACCAUCUUUACAAACACCAAGAAGAGCGCACUCAUGUCUGUACUAUUUGUAACGCUGAUUUCAAGACUCCCAAUGCGUUACGUCGUCACAUGCGGAUACAUUCAACUGUUAAUCCAUUUACUUGUAAUUGUGGCCAGGGGUUUAAACGAUUAUACAACCUUCGACGGCAUAUGAAAAAUGUUCACGGUUCUGACGAAAUGCUUCCACCAGUGAAAAAAGUUCAGGUUAUUGAUGUCCCCGAAGAUUGUAAAAUGACUCCACAUGGGAUUGUCGCCAAAACCAAAGAAAAGGAAAAAGCAUCUGUUCUAAAAUCCCCCAGAAAAUCAAAAUCAAAAGUGCGUUGCAUGCAAUUCAAAACUGCAUACAAUAUGGAGGCUCAUUUUCCAGAGCAAUGUGGACCUGAAGACCUGAGCUCAAAAUUUUCAAAUAAUCAGACUUUACUUUCAAAAUCAAAUACUGUACAAUUCCAUCAUGGAACACCAUUUACCCAGGCUACUGGUCAUAAUGAACAGGCCACAUCCUAUGUGUUUCCAGUGUUAAAUACCUCUGAACAAGCAUUGAACAAUCCUGUGACGGAAGGUGCAACAACAGCACCAGAGGUUUAUGCUAGUGUCACAAGUUUAAUGCAUUUAAUGGUCCAGAACCAACCUCAGUAAUAGUACCAAGUCUUAAGACCCCCCACCCCCUAUGUAUUUCACCUCCAAAGGUAAGGUAUGUAAUGGUUUCCACAAAGGUGUGAAAACAAAACUACAGCUAUGAAUGAACGUUGCUUUUUAUGAAUAUCUGAUUCAUUUGAAUGUAUUACAAAUGCAAUGUCAGUUCACUUCAGAUUUAUACUCUCAUAACUGAUAUAGUAAUGCAUUGUGCAAUUUUAUAGACAUUUUAUUAUGCAAUGUAGAGGUCAAGGUCACGCACAGUAUCUGCAUGACCUUAAGGUCACAUGUGUAGCCAAUUUAUUUCUCAUUUAUACUCUCAUAACUUUGAUAUACUAUGUGUUGUGCAGUUUUGUAGACAUUUACCACAUGAAGGAUAUUCACAUUCUGAAUUGAAUAUUUUACCCGAUGCAUUCACUAAAAACAAUUAUUUUGACUACAAAAGUGGUACAUGACUGAAUUGAGAAUCAAUGAAAUAAAUAAACCUCAUUUUAAUACAGUAUGAGGAUAAUGAAAUGUUCCUUACAAGUUUUAAUCUUAUUGAAUGCUCUUAUCACGCGGUACUAACUCACCGGGGCGUAUUGAAACCAAAACGCCCCACAAAACCGUUAAUUUGAAUUUCAAACCUAC
Messenger RNA from Owenia fusiformis, 3428 nucleotides. The record is from the annotation of a GenBank genome assembly. Lineage: Eukaryota; Metazoa; Annelida; Polychaeta; Sabellida; Oweniidae.